Messenger RNA from Cyprinodon variegatus (sheepshead minnow), 1085 nucleotides. It is a transcript of the gene steep1, whose product is annotated as chromosome unknown open reading frame, human CXorf56. The coding region runs from base 140 to 817 and encodes 225 amino acids. The transcript has a single exon. NCBI's taxonomy places the organism in Eukaryota, Metazoa, Chordata, Actinopteri, Cyprinodontiformes, Cyprinodontidae. The record is from RefSeq and is a predicted model, not a curated record.
AACACCGGAAGUGGUGUCUUUCCAGCAUAAACGUUUCGGCUUUAGCUUCGGUAGCAGCGUUGUUUCUGAUUGUGGUUCUAGUGUGACCGGUUCUGAUUGAUCCCAGCGGGUUUAGGGCUGCUGAGGACCAGCGGACAUCAUGCCUAAAGUGGUCUCCAGGAGCGUGGUGUGUUCUGACACCAGAGACAGGGAAGAGUAUGACGACGGAGAGAAGCCCCUUCAUGUUUACUACUGCCUCUGCGGACAGAUGGUUCUGGUUCUGGAUUGCCAGCUGGAGAAGCUGCCGAUGAGGCCCCGGGACCGGGCCAGAGUCAUCGACGCAGCCAAACACGCGCACAAGUUCUGCAACGUGGAGGAAGACGAGCAGGCCUUCAUCAAGAGGCCAGAGGGCAUCGAGCGGCAGCACCGCAAGAAGUGCGGCAAGUGCGGGCUGCUGCUCUUCUACCAACACCAGGACAAGAACAGCCCGGCCACCUUCAUCGUAGACGGAGCCGUGGUGAAGUUCGGACAGGGCUUCGGUAACACCAGCGUUUACAGCCAGAAGCAGCCGGAGGCUCCCAAGAAGGUCCGGGUGAUGAUGACCAAGAGGACCAAAGACAUGGGGAAGUUCAGCUCUGUCACCGUGUCCACCAUCGACGAGGAGGAAGAGGAGAUCGAAGCCCGGGAGGUGGCCGACUCCUACGCCCAGAACGCGAAGGUGAUCGAGAAGCAGCUGGAGAGGAAGGGCAUGAGCAAGAGGAGGCUACAGGAGCUGGCUGAGCUGGAGGCCAAGAAGGCCAAGAUGAAGGGAACGCUGAUAGAUAACCAGUUCAAGUAGACUGGGUCUGUUCUAUAGACCGACUCAUCUGAUUGAUGCUUUCUGAGGAUAGAGGGUGAUGGAGAUGCAGCCUCCUGUAUCAGACAUGCUCACCGAUGAGGUGUUCAAAGACUCAAUAGAUUUGUUUAUGAUGCCUUUCAUGAAAGGGCUUUCUAGGAGAAAUGACUCGUUUUGACCUCUGGCUGAUGGAAUAUACAUCAGUAGUUUGUAACUUUGUUUUCUACAAAAAUAAAACUAUAUAAAGCCAUUGUUUUCAUAAAGUCAUGGU